Caenorhabditis auriculariae is the source of this 11941-nucleotide messenger RNA. Lineage: Eukaryota; Metazoa; Nematoda; Chromadorea; Rhabditida; Rhabditidae. The record is from the annotation of a GenBank genome assembly.
AUGUGUGACCAUAAGCACAGCGGAGAUUGUUCUCAUGAAGCUGAGGCGAUCGGAACGGCGCAGGAAGGAACCCGAUACGAUUUGAGGAAUUAUAUUGACUUUGACAAGGUUUUAACUCGAUAAAAAGGCAUUCAUGAAUUUUGCAACCUUUUUACUCUGAAUUUUCAGCAUAUUCAAGAAAUUUAGGCUCGAAAUUCAUUAAGUCUGUGGAAAAUCGUAGUUAGAAUGUUUUAAAGCGCUUGGAAACCUUUAAAAAACACUGGAAACGGCUUUUCGCCUCGAGACCUUUGUGAAAUUCGCCUAUGCUCCUUUGAAAACCCUUUUAAAAUCAGGCUAUGCUCCUUUAAAUAACUUGAGGAAGGAUUUUCGGACAGUCUGUAUGUCUUGAAGUAGGUUUUAUCCCGAGCUUUCGAGACCUAAAAGUUCUCGAAUACUUGCAAAAUCUGAUGCAUUUAAAAAAUGCAUUUAAAACGGCUUUUCGUCUUGAGACCUUUGUGAAAAUAGGCUAUGCUCCUUUAUAUACCUUAUCAAUGAUUUUUGAUCGUGAAAUUUCGAGGACUAUGAAAAUUUCAGUUGAACGUUCUGAACGAGGUCACCGAUGGCAGCGGCAAAUCGGUGUUCAAGACGAUGGAGGGGAAAAACGAUCGGUCCGUUUGUCCUUAUCGACCAUUUAUCUUGCCGAUUUGAUUGAUUAGUGAUAAGAGUAGAGAAUUACAGGGUGAAGAUGUGAAUGGAUUUGUUGUAUUAUCUUCGGGGGAUGUUAAUGUACAGGUUUUCAGAAAUUGGAAAACAAUUUCACGAAUAUUAAAAUUUUCUUUGUUUGUUGAAUUCUCGUGGAGCUUCAGUUGAAAAACAAUCACAACGAAAAAAAAAAUUGAUCCUGAAAUUUUUAUCAGUAAAUCCUCCAGAGGUAAGUGCGCUCCACCGCAAUCGGCUCCCAAUUUUUGAUUUUUGGCGCGCCCCAAAAUUUUGUUUUUUUUUUCAUUCUUCUUUUCAUUUUAUUCAUUGUUUAUUUCUGUUAUUGAUGAGUUCAGGACAAUUAUUAAAUAUUACGCGAAAGCUCAUGUAUAGAUUUCUAACGGCUUAAAAAUUAGACACCAACAAAAUGGCAAUUGAAAACAUACAAUUUUCUUCUUAUUUUUAAUCAACGAGGAAGUUCAAUUUGAAUAGCUCUCGCAGUGAUUUUUCAUAGGCCAUUCCGCGCUAGCUGAAAAAAAGAAACAAAAACAAAAGCAAAUUUUCGUGAAGCGAAGUUGGUCGAAUUUGAUCUAUUUUGGUAUACGGUUUUUUUGGCGGAAAGAAAAACGUGACAAGCUGGCGCGGAAUCGGCUAUUUAUAUCCAUUUUUUUAAUGCAUGAGAAUUUUUUUUAUUCCCCUUCUGCUCAAAAUUAUUUAUCGUGAAAAAUCAAUUUUCACAAAAACGGUUCAACAGAUCGACGUUCGUCGAGAGCGACUGCGACGAGGAGUUGUUGUUCAACAUCCCGUUCACGGGCCACGUUCGCAUCAACGGAAUCGUCAUCUCCGGUGACGAAAACGAGUCGCAUCCGGCUAGAGUGCGCCUUUUCAAAGAUCGCGAAGCGGUUAGUAGGAAUUUCAUUGGAAAUUACGAUGAAAUUUCCUAUAAGAUGGUAAUUUCAGUUGUCUUUUGAUGAUUGCCGAGUUGAGGCUGACCAGGAGAUCGACUUGAAAAUGGAUGCAAAUGGUUUGUUUUGAAUAAUAUAUUUUAAAAAUACAUAAAGUUCAACUGAUCGAAUAUAUCUAGCGAAUGGGUGAACGGAUUUCAAAUAGGAAGUUGAAAUGGAAAAAUUAGAAAAAUUAGUUUAAAAAUUUCCGUGAGGAUCAACUUCUGUCGGUCAGCGCAAUUUUUCUUUUUUUGUUCGGGAAGUUGCGUGAUACCACACCCAGAAUUUUUUUUUUCGUAAGCUCGGUUGUCUGCGCAAAACGCUGUAGCGACCUUCGAACCAUUUUUUUCGUUAUUUUUUUGUUUUUCAAAACAUUUUAUUUUUUUCUUUAUUAUCCCUAAAUUUUUUUGUUAAGAAUUAUUUUUGCUUGAUAUAAUUUUUCAAAAUUUCGUCAGAAUGUAAUAGAUCCCAGUUUCUAGACCCGUGCACGCGUCUAAUGACACAACUUGGCUCCCCAAUUGUUCAAGAGUCAAACGCUGUAAUAACGAUAACUGAUGAGAAGAUCGUUGGAGUUGCCGCCGACUUUUAUGACUUUAUCGGUUACUCUCUGGAGCAGUUAGGCCACGGUUCAGGAAUCCCCAUUUCCCUAGUUGACCUCACCUGGCUUAUGAAGUUCGUUCAAAACUUUGUUGUUUUUUACCAGUAGUCUCACAAAAACAGUAUUUAUCAUAAAUUUGGAACUUACUGAUUAAUAUUAAAUACUUGAGGUUCAUUCGCCAUGACUUGGAACGGCCUGGUUUUUCUGCGCUCUCCUUUUCAAUUUUGCGGAAGUUACUCUGAACACGGCAUCAGCAACGCUCGUUUUUCAUGUUUCUGUGGCCACACCGGUUAAGAGAAAAGAGACGCAGGCAGAUCAGACUCUUUCCAGUUUUCGUGAAUGAAAUAUGCAGACCAAAAAAAAACGAAAAUGAAAGCCCUCUUUUCACAGAUACCUACUACGGAUGAGGCUGUACGUAGUCAUGUCCCGAGCUCCUGUCCCGGCCCCUGCAGCAGCUGACUAUAUUGCGUACUCACCGAUAUGCAUGCCUCGUCCACUCGCCACAGUCAUCAACAACAUCGGCAUGUGCACAGUGUGCGAAGGGGCCGUCAAUUUGAUUCCUUGUGCCCAGCAAGGUCCCAUCGAACAAGACCCAUCGUUUGAUUCAAGCCUCUUUCGUGUCUUGUCCAGUUUCGAAGAGCUCUCCUAUUUGCUUCUGAGAGUCCAUGGAAUGCCGUUGAUUCCUGUUUCUCCAGAUCCUCGAGGCAAUACCUAUUGGGCGUUGGUAGUAGAGAGAGGAGAUUAUUUAAUUCCCACUCGCGAGUGUCACACUCUUCGAGUUCGGAUGAGUUUCCGUGAAGUAUUGCCCAUGGAUCAGCUUCUCGCUUGUGUCACUCUCCUUGGACCCGACAUAGAUUUUGUUAACAACUCACGAAGUUUGUUCUAUGGUUAUUUCUAUAACGAUUGGCCCACCCGAAGAGCUCGCUUUUAUACCGAAGCUUGAUCGUGGCUUCUCUAUUGUCUAACUCAUAUCUUCUAAUUGUACUUAUUUAUCACUCAAAACUUUGUAAUUAUUUUUUUAUUAUUGAUUCUUGUUAAAUAAAUGUAUUUUUUUCGCUGUUGGCUUUUUUCUUUCUAUGCUCCGACAAUAAAAAAAUGAAUUAGAAAAUUUUUUUUCUCGAUACGAAACUUUUACUGGUAAAGAAAAAUUAUUACGACUCGAAAAAGUGCGCUAAAAAUUGGGCAACUACCGCAGCGAAUUCGGGCGAAGUCGGAAUGUUCGAUAAUGGCCGUUAAAAGAAAGAUUUUAAAAAAAAGGGCAGCAAAACAAGCCCUUUUAUCGAGACUUUUAUUCUUUCUAAAAUGACUUAAAAAUGGUGCAUGCAACAUGGCGCAAAAGUACUGCAAAAAGUUGCCUUUGUAAACUUAAAAAAAAUUUCUAUGAAGCCUUUUUUGACCAUUCAGACUUUGCCUUUGAAAAAAAAGAGCCUUUUCUGAAUUUUCAUUUCAAACACGUUCGCAGAGAACUUUCGGAAAUGAAACUUUUCAUUCAAUUAUUUCUUCUUAGUUUUUGUGAAUCUUUUUAUUGAAGUUUUGCGUUUAAAUAUUUUUCUUCUACACUAUCAGAAAAUUUCCUAGCUACAACAUUUUGUAAACUGUUCUGAAUUCUAGACCCGUAUGAGCCUAUCAUCGAAGAUUUCCAUCAACCUACCCUGGUUCCAUGGACGACGGAUAUUCGAAUAACUAUACCGGAUGAACGGAUUAACGGCUUUUCCAACGACCUGUAUGCCAGUUUGUGUGACAUCAUCGAUUACAAGGCGAUCAACCAGAGGGACUUUUGCUGGUUCAUCACGUUCGUUCCAGAUUUUCAUUUGAAACGUUUCAAAUUUGCCGGUUUUGUUUCAUUUUAUGUCGAGAAGGAAGUUGAUUCCGUAUUAACAGUGAUUUUCGAAAAAUUCAAAAUUUUGUUCUCUUUUCCACUCUCUGACGUCUAUUUUUAAUUUUGCGGAAUCACUUUUUACACGGUAUAAGUUUGAUUUGCGGCUUGGAUCUUUUCUGAAAAUCCGCCAGAAUAAGUUUUGAUUUACUAGAGAGGAAACUUGAAAGUAUCAAGAACUUUAAAGUUUCCUUUUUCAAAAGAAAAACAAAUUUCUUUGAAUUAGUUCUUAGAAGCUUACUUUUUGACUGAGGAUGCCCUUCGAAUCGGCAAAUCUGAACAUUUUUUUUCCGUUUGUGGGUCCAAAUCAGUGAGACUUUUCACAAGCGCAUAAUUUUCAAGAUACCACUGGAAUUCGUUUUAGUAGUGGUAUUUAAAACGAAUGAUUAAUUUUUUUUUUUUUCUAGUUUAGGCUUUAAUGUGUUCGUAAACUGAACACAUUUCGAAAAAAGUACCGUUUUACAAGCUUUUGGGAGGUAAUCUUUGAAAAAAAAAAAGAAUUUUGGAUUAAAAAUGCUCUUUCCUGGAAAGUGUUGAAGUACACUAGAAGCAAGUCUCAUCAAAGUUUCAUCCGACCAUAAAAAUACUUUCCUUCUUGAAAAUUUCGAAUUUAUUGUGCUGACAUGCAAAUAACUUUGUCUCACUGUUUUCGACCCACGAUUUUUAAUCAAAGCCUUAUGACUCAAAGUUCGACUUUAAGGCACAUUUUACGCUCGAGGCUGCAAAUAAUCUCGGUAGCAAUGGCAAGCGAAAAACCCAUCACCGAGAACAGAUUCCCGAGAAUUCGUCUGAUCCGUCCACUAGCCAGAGUCAUCAACAACAUCGGCGUGUGCAAGGUUUGCGACGGAGCCGUCCGAUUGAUUCCGGUCGCCCAGCACGCGCCGCACCAAACUGAAGAAGGCUACACGCCCGUAGCUUAUAAAAUCCGCCACCGUUUCAACCAAUUCAUUGACCUGAUCACCCAUCGGCAUGAUAUCCCAACGGAAAGUAUCUCGAUGGCGGCUCAAGGCACGCCCUUCUGGGCUCUGCUCGUUGAAGGCGAAGACUCGCCCAAACCUAUCCACACGGGACCCGCAGCGGCUCAAAAAAUUCGAGUCGUUUCCUCCUUCAAGGAAUGGACUCGCUAUGAUCAGCUCCUCGCCUGCGUUUCUCUCAUCUACCCGGACUCCGAUCCAGUCAACGAACAUCGGCGUAUGUACGCUGGACAAUCACUUCCCGAUUGGCCGACUCGUCGACAGGCGUUUUAUACGGAAAAUAAACUGAAACAUACUGAAACGAUUACUCUAGAUUAAGCUGGAAAUUGCUUGAAAACCAGAGCUGAGGCUGAUGGCCGAAUCGGUCCACGGGAAUUUUUUUAUCUUUUUUUAAAUUUAACAUCACAUAACUUUUUGUAAAUAGUACUUUUUCGAUCACACGCUCUGUGAAAAUUUCGAAAUGAAAAUAUUGGAAAAGUGGCAAAUUGUCGACCGCUUUGCAACGCUAUGACCCAGAACACAGCUCUGCUGAAAAGUGGCCAGAAUGCUCCUCGAUUCACUAGAUAAAGGCUCUAAAAGUCUCAACUUGAGAAAUUUUCUAUCCUCUUGAAAAAGUGUCUCCCAGUCAUAAAAAACCAACAAAAUCCGUCGAAAUGAGCUAUUUGGAAUCUGUGAGUCCACAUAACUCGAAAGUUCAAAAUUUACAAAGCCUGAGACUUUUGAAGCCUUCAUCUGGUACCUUAUGGAGCAAUCUGACCAAUUUUCAGGAAAUUCUCAUCCGUGAAAUUAUUUCCCUUGUCAUUUAUUUCUGUACUUUGUAAACUUAUUUGUAUCCUUGAUUAUUAUUGGUUGAUGGCAAUUCGUGUUGUUCUUCCUGUAUUUUGACAAUAAAUCUGAAGUUUGAACAUUUCUUUGACGGUGAACAAUCAGAUUCAAGAGUUAACGGAUUUUCAAUGGUUUUUUGUUGAUUGAUUGUUUUCUCGUGUGAAGUUCAUUAAGGCACUUUUUGAUUUUAUAUUUUUUCAACAAUUGAUAUACGUCUAGAUCCUAGCGAAGAUCCUUGCGCUGAAAUAUGUUCCGAAUUCGAAGAAAUUUCGAAAACCCAUAGAAAUUUUGUGCGUAAGAACUUUGAAAAAGUGAAAUCCGGGUCGCCCAUUUCUAGGAUCUAAAUUCAAACUUCAUUUCAACGAAAAUACACACAAAUGCAAUUUUUGGCCCUUUUUAGGAUCUAGAAUUUGAUUGAAAAGUACAAAUCAUUCAGAGAAGUUUGAGGCUCUUUUUUUCAAAAAUAAAUUUACAAAAUUAUCCGAAAUUUCCAUCUUAAAAUUUUUCGAUUUUUUUCGGUCAAUUUUCAUAAAAAAAUAAUCCUUUUUUUACGGAAAAAGUCCAAAGUUCCUCAAAAAGAAGAGCCUAGAGCUCCGUUCUGAGUUCCUAAAAAGGUGUCAAAUUUUUUCUCGAGAUCUCCUUAUUUUCUUCUGAAAAGGUCCUUUUCUGAGAAAGAUCGACAAAAAGAAAGUUCUUUUUAGGUCCUUUUGGAAUUUGUCCGUGUGGUUUGAAAAAUAAUCUGAAAUAAAGUUUUUCUUCGCGUUUAGAAAGGAUCCUGAUCAAUUUUUCGUUUUUCGUUAUGAUUCUAUGUUCAGGAGUGGUCGAUUAUCCAUUGAAGGCGUCAAAAUUCAGCAAUGUGACUCAUUUGAGCAUCUGGGUUGAGAAGAAUUUCGGCGACGACGUCACGCGCGUCUACUACAUCGGCCUGCGGGGAGAGUUUCAGCACGAAUUCCGCCAGAGGGUUCGUAGCUUUAUUUUGAGGGAAUAACUGGAAAAAUUAUGGGCGCGCCGUAGCGCAACAGGUUGUGUUCCUUUCUACGGUCCACAGGGUCACAAGUUCGAUCCCCGACCCAACCAAGGGGUUUAAGAAAUGUUGGUAGUGGGAAACCACGACUUCAAAAUCCCGGAUAUGUCACUAGAGCCAGUUCACUGAUAAUCAGGAUAGGACCUCGGCUAAUCGACUUGGGGCGCCGACGCCGCUCAAGCGGUACAAAGUCGUAAGAAGAAGAAGAAGAAGAACUGUAAAAAUUAUCCGGGAAGAGCUAUCAUGAAAUAAGAGUAAGACAUUUUUCAAACUUUGGAGUCUUUCCAACUUCUUUGUAUGUCCGAAGAGGAUUUUGUGCAUCAACCCUUGUCCCAUUGAAAUCGGCAUUGCUUUGACUUUUUCGCGAAAUUCUCAAAUUCCCAGCGCCAAGUUUGAAUUUGAACUGUAGCGAAGAGAAUGAAAGGAAUUUGAAUUGAUUCGGCUUUUUGAGCGAGUAUAGUCUCUAAUUACCAGAUUGACAUAAAAAAGUUUAUACAUUUAGAAACAAAAUCUUUUUCUUGAAAUGUAUGAAAAAAAUACCCUUUUCGGUUUUUUUAUCACGUCUUUUUGAGAUAAAAAAACUUUCUGACCUCAAAUUUGUGAACUUUUUACGAUUGAGUUUAUUAUUAGCGUCAAUUUUGACUGGGUACAAAAGGAAAGAAAGAAAUUGAACUUGUCUUUUUGAGCUAAUAUAGUCUCUAAUGGAACAUAAAGAAGCGUUUCAUUUGAAUAUUCAGCGUGGUCUACUCCUGUAGUCAACUUUUUGGCUCUGCUGGACGACCAAAUUUUUUUUUUCAAAAUAAGACUUUUUUUUGAACUUACUCUGCAUCAUCGCUUCACAAACUUGUCGUUUGACGUUCACCGUACUGAUAAUUUUACUCGGAACUGAAACGCUAAAGAUCAAGUGCAAAAAAUGAUCAACACCAACCUGUCAGCGAACCAAAGGAUGGUGGGCGGUGUGGCGGAGCUGCCUGGCUUCUUGGCAUUGGUGUAGAACUUUCUGAAAAUGACGAUUUAAAAAGAAAAUAAUUAAUAAAAGUUCCAAAAUUCUGUUAUCUUCUUCACCCUCUUACUGCUCUUCUAAAUUUCGCGGAAUCAUUUUGAAAUCGCAUUUAGAAGCUCUGUAAAAAGUUCCUUUGAUAGCUUAGGAUCCCUCUUUUCUAAAAAAGGAAAAACUUGAAACAAAUUCAAAAAAGAGAGACUCUGGUCAAACUUUGGAGCGUCGCCUUUCCAACUUCUUUGAAUGCCCGGAGAGGAUCUUUUGCCCCAACCUUUGUCCCAUUGAAUUCGGCAUCGCUUUGACUUUUUUCGCAAAAGUCUCAAAUUUCCAGCGCCAAGUUUGAAUUUGAACCGUAGUGAAGAGAAAGAAAGAAAUUAAAAAGGAAGAAUAGUCGUGUUUUGAGUCUAAUUAACAACAUGGCAUUAGAGAAAAAUGUUAUAAAAAUUGGGAAAAAUAUGGUUUUAUUGAAAUAUUAAAAAAAAAAUUCCUCUUUUGCCGGUUACCACGUCUUUUUGGAGGUAAAAAAAAAACUUUUUGAGCUUAAUUUUGUGAACUUUUUGCGAUUGAUAUCAUUUUUUGCGUCAAUUUUGAAUUUGAAAUGGUGCAAAAAGAAAGAAAUAAACUGGACUUUUCUUUUUGAGCUAGUAUAGUCUUUAACAACCGGCAUAACAUUAGAAAAAAAUUCUGAAAUUUGGCAAAAACGGGUUUUUCCUGAAACAUAUUAAAAAUUACGCUUUUUGGCUUGUUUUGACGCCGUUCUAACCUUUUUUUCAAAAAAAAUUUUUCUCGACUCAUUUUUUAUAAAUUUUUAGGGUCAAGUUUGGGUUUGAACUGUAAGAGAGAGAGAGAAAGAAAUUGAACUUGAGUCCGGUUUUUGAGAUAAUAUAUUCUCUAAUAACCGAUAUGUCAUUAGAAAAAAAUUUGACAUUUGAGAAAUUAAGGACUUUCCUUGAAAUAGCUCACGAUUCCCUCUUUUUUUUUUUUUUACUCUGGUUCAAGUUUUUUUCAGAACCUUUUACGUUGCUCCCUAUAUGGACUACUGUUGUGAGUUGUUCAGUCCCCCCUAGCUUCAGAACUAUCUUACACCCUCGAAAAACAUCUUCCGUCAAUUUACUCGCCAAACAUUCAUGAGAUCAAACAUUAGGUUUUUCUAGUUAUGAAGACAGGUUAGCUCAGAUUAACACAAACUCUUUUUUUAGAAGACGAGUCGAAUUUUUGUCUAAGAACACUACAUAAAAUCUAUAUUAAGGAGAGUCAUUUGCCAGUUUCUCACAGUGUUUUUCAGGAGAUCAAAUUCGGUACGUGCUCCAUCACGUCUUAUCAGAGUAGGGAUUCGUUUCGAAAAUUUCUUUGAGACGUUCAUCCCUCUUUGGAAUAAACUGGCUACAUUGGGAAACCUCAAUGUUUCUCCAGAUCGUUUCAGGUCUUUGUUACUAUCCCUCGAUAACAAUUUCCUUUUUGGAUCUAUUCCCAGCAGACUCCGUUGAACCAGGUACCCGUGCUUUAGCCCUACUCUAAUCCAUCUUAUGCGCGUCUAUAUCAUUACAAACAAUUAAAUUCCCCAUUCACCUGUGCUACACUGUGUCAUAACUUAUAAUGCUUUCUUUUACCAUUCACUUAUUUUUUACCUUUGCGCAAUCCUCACCUCUUAUUCUUUCAUUACUGGCUCAGAGGCUCGUGAGGGCCUCAAGUGCCUUUUAUUUAUUUAUUUCAGGCUUAAUGCCAAAUUUUUUUCUCUUUUUCUGUACAUGUUAUUUUGUUCUGCCUGUAAAUAAAUAAUAUUAUAUAAAAACCUUUUUUUGACUGAUGAAGGCAAGAAACAAAAAAAAAAUAAAAAAGUUUUUUUUUGGCUUUGUGAAGUUCUUUGACUUAGUUGUUAGACUUAAAGAAUUCUCACCUUUAUUAUAAUUCUUUACUGCUUUUUCGACCCCUUUCCUAAUCCAAAAUCUCUUAUAAGCCAACCCAUAUAACGUCAACGGUCACGAUACGCUCCUCGGCUGGAAAUGAAAAUUGCAUGUUGCCCCACGGCUUGUCGCACAACAUAUCCAUUUCUGAAAAGGCAGUCGUUUUUCACCGCGAAAUCGGACGUCUUUCCGCGCUUUUGAACUGCGCCGACACGGGAUAUUACGAGCGAACGACGUUUUUCGCUACCCAUUUUAUGAUCUUUUCAGUUGUAAAAUAUUGAAAAGAAGAAAAAGUCUUUUCGAUAGAAAGUCGGUGAUUUGAGAUGAUGAGGUUGAAAAUAUGACUUCUUGAAGCUGAGUGAGCUCAUUUUACCUCUCGGUUCGGAAUUUCUCGAAAAUAGGACAGAAUAUACCAAAAUUUAUGAUCUACAAACAAAGUAUGUAUUAAAAAGAUUCUGAAAGCCUCAAGAUGUGAAAGUCUCUUUUUUCGAGAAAGCUUAAAGUCGGAAAGUCCGACAGAGGAAAGCUCAGAGUCGGAAAAUUCCCUAUUUUUACGCUUUUUGAUGUUUUUUUAGACUUCGUCUCUUUAUAUUACGAAAAAUAGGCUUAUAAGCAUGCUAAAAAACUUCCUCUGGCACAUGAAAGAGAGUACAUUGACCGAAAUUCAAGGAACCGUGAGAAAUUUCUCCCCUUUUUUCUUUUCUGUGAUAAGAAGCUCGAUUUUACCGAUUCAUCGUCCAGGCCCUUUAACAAGCUUUUAAUAAAAUUCCAAGCUUCACCCUCCCUUUCAUUUUUGACCUACGAUAAGCUAAAAUGUUGAUCAAAGUGGCCGGCUGUAUAGUUGAUCCCUGAUGAAUCGGGGUGGCGUUAAUCUAUGCGAUGCAACAACUGGCGGCGCCCCGAUUGAAAAACGAUCGAGCUUCGCCAAGUUUUGGCUGUAAACUGAAAUUUCCUGGACUUUUAGUGAUUUCUUCGAUUUUUGAACAAUUAUACUGAGGAAAAUUUGAGUGGCCACUAUAAGAUUUUGAUGUUUUAGUGGCCACUAUAGUAUUCAAUAUAGUGGUCACUUAAGGGGUUGAUAAUUAGUGGCCACUAUAGAAGUCUUAGAGCUGCUACUAGACUAUUAAACAUUUCAGUGGCCACUUUAGGGGUCAAUGGGUCAACAUAACUGGUCCAAUCUGUUUGUUUUAAAAUGAUCAGAGUGGAAGGAAUACUGGAUGAAAAACUACUAAAGUGGCCACUAAAUAGAGAACCUCUAUAGUGGCCAAUAAAACGGAAAAUUGUGGCCACUAUAUAGUUGGGAGUGGCCACUUUAGUGUCCUCUCCAAGUAGUCCUUGGCGAGCCUCUAUAGUGGCCACUAAAAUUUUUCGCAGCAAGUUCCAAUUUCAGUAGGUUUUGCUGACUUGUACUUAUGAAAACUCGAUAGAAGAAGUUGUCGGACUAUAAAAAUGGUCUCCCCAUGUAUGUACACGGAAAAAAAAUGUGAUAGAAUAACCAGUAGGGGAAGUUAGUCUGCUCUAAAAGAUAUUAAAAAAAAAAAAAUUUGAAAUUUGAAAAAGCCACUUGAAAGGUAGAGUUUCUGCAGGUUGCCAUUGCGACUUACGAAGCUCGGGCUCAGAUGCAAGAUCACAAGGGCGAGAUUCCCGACGCCGUUCAGCGUUCGCUUUUCUGAGGAGAAGUUCAAUUUUCUAAUUGUGAGUUUGAAAAAACUCUUAGAUUUCAAGCAAAUUUGUGACCUUUGUUUAUAGGAAAAGGCAUAAAAAACUUUCUCAGUUGAUUUUUUCUUCUGAGUUUUCUCUAAGGGCAUGACACCACUUCUAAUUGGGUGAUUAUUCAUUUUUUUGGCAUUGAAUGAAUAAUUAAGGGCUUUUAAUGAGAUCAAUUUGAUUAAAAAGACGUGUAAGUUGUAGUCAGAUUUUUUUAAUUGGUGGAAUUUUUAUAAGAAUUAGAACUUUAUUUUUCACCCAACUUCAUGGUUUUCUAUAGAAAAAGGUCAAAAAUUCAGAAAAAGGAAAAAAAGGCCGAAAUCUGUCCUCAAUAGUCGUAGAAAUAUCUGAAAAAUCAAAAGUCUUCAUUUUCAGGUCCCGAGUGGCUUCCAACCAACAAUAAAUCAAUGA